AUGGCGCCUAGCAUUCGCUGCACGACCGCGUUGAGCUUGCUCACCAUGCAAGCCACCAUCGCUACCAGUGAGACUUUCAGCUUCUCCUCGCCCAACAAGGUGCCCAAGGGCGCAUCUGGAAUCGUACCCAAAGACUUCGCCUCCUACUCCUGGCCGGGGCACUGGUUUACGGACUUCGCUGGCAAUGCAACGUAUCCAAACCUUUUCUCGAAAGACAUUCUAGACCUACUUGCGUCGAAGACGGGAGCCCAACCGUUCGUUCGAAUUGGCGGAACGUCAACUGACCGAAUCUGGUACAAUGCUUCCCAGCAAGUCGCUUCCCGCAAUGUCUUCGAGAAUACCGGAUCUCUCACGUCGAACAUUGGCAUUCCAGACCGUGUCGAGAUCGGUCCUGCAUUCUUUGAAGGUUUCCGCAACUUUCCCGACACCAGCUUCUCCUGGCAGAUGAACAUGGGCAAUACCUACGGCACGCCGGGCGGGCUCGAGAAUGCUCUCGAAGUUGCGCGACACGUCAUGCAUACCGUCGGCGGGCGACUGGACUCCUUUGAGAUCGGGAAUGAACCGGACAUAUUCUAUCUUGUUGGCCAUCGACCUAAGAACUACACGUUGGCCGACUACGUCCGACAGUGGAACGAAUAUGCGGACGCCUGUAGCUCGCAAGUGUUGAAGGGAAACCCAUACGGGCUUGCGGAGACCAGGUUCUUCCAGGGUUUGACAACUGCGUCGGGGGAGCAGGAGUGGUCGGCUGACAACGUCCUUAAUUCCGGUCUCGACAAACACAACCACCUGAAGUCCAUGUCGAUGCACCAUUACGACAGUAAUGGAGAGCCUUGGGUCCGAUUGCAGAACUCUUUCAUGAACCACACGAAUAUCGCAGCGAACGUGUCGCUGUACGACGACGAUAUUGCGGCCUCUCACAACUACAAACCGUCGCUGCCCUUCAUCCUCGGCGAGACAAACUCAGAUUCUUCCAACUUGAACAUGUCGCAGUUCAUUGGAGUAUUUGGCUCGGCACUGUGGACGAUUGAUCGGACCUUCCUUAGCAUGGCUGCUAACAUGCAACGUCAGAACUUUAUCCAGGGCACCACCUUUGGUUACACUCAAUGGGUUCCAGUCCCGCUCGAGGGACGACAGCCGUACACAAGGCCACCCCUGUACGGAUACAUCUUCGCUGCGGAUGCCCUCGGACGCCAUCCUAAAGCGCAGGUCUACCCGAUCCCAACAUCGGUUUGGAACCUCUCCGCGUACGGCAUCUACCAGGCUGGCAAGCUUGCCAAGUACGCCGUGAUCAACUUGGACGAGUACAACAGCACCGCCUCGUAUGCGCGCCCGGAACAACGAGUCCGUCUUACCGUUCCCAAGCACGUCCGCCAUGUUGGAAUCGAAAGGCUGACGGCUGCUGGCGCCGAUGCUGAUGAAGGCGUCCAAUGGGCGGGGUUGAGCUGGAAUUACACCGAUGGAAGGCUUGCGCAGUCGGGCAAGCACAAGGUUGAGAGGGUCCAAGCCCGGAGAGGUGUUGUCAACCUGCAGAUUCCGUCGACGCAGGCAGUUUUGGUGGCUUUGGAUGGGUGCCAGGACUGA
This is a messenger RNA of Saxophila tyrrhenica, 1581 nucleotides long. RefSeq names its product GTP-binding protein gtr2. The record is from RefSeq and is a predicted model, not a curated record. The transcript has 5 exons. Lineage: Eukaryota; Fungi; Ascomycota; Dothideomycetes; Mycosphaerellales; Extremaceae. The coding region runs from base 1 to 1581 and encodes 526 amino acids.